Aspergillus vadensis CBS 113365 is the source of this 696-nucleotide messenger RNA. RefSeq lists its product as uncharacterized. Lineage: Eukaryota; Fungi; Ascomycota; Eurotiomycetes; Eurotiales; Aspergillaceae. The record is from RefSeq and is a predicted model, not a curated record. Bases 1 to 696 code for a protein of 231 amino acids. The transcript has 4 exons.
AUGUCCGGAGGCGACGAAAAAGAAGUGCAUUGGUUCAGAGUGAUAAACAAUAGUGGUGCAGCACAGAAAUAUAUUUUCUUUGCUCCGCCUCCCAGUCCUGAUUUUGAUACUCCUGUUUGUUUUGCAAGCGGCAACCACAUCAACAAUGAAACGGUCUGGAACGUCCACACCACUGCACCCAUUUUUGCGGGAGUCGGAACAUUGGAAGGAGAUCAUGUCAAUAUCGACCAAGAUCACUGGUGGGACUCAGGGAUUGAAGACGGAGGCCCAGAAAAAUUCGACCUUGUCUUCAAGGAUGGAGAUGUUGGGCUGCAUGACUCGGGGGAAAACGUCCAGACUCCAAAUACCUUCAAGGUCGCCAGCCAGGACAUCCCGAACGAUGACAAGACCUAUGUAAUUGGCUUUGGGAAACGCAACCCAAACGAGACUUCCCAAGAGCCCGGGCCUAUUCUGCCAUGCGCCACUAUUGGCGUUAAGCCCAACAACAGUCAGGAAGUGGCCCCUAUUAUCCAACUUUACGUGUCAAACACUCCAAAGGCACCGGGCGACCUGAUCAAUUUCAAUGAUCUUAGCGAGAAGUCUGCACACAUCAACUUCACAGGCCAUACUAAGGACGCCGCUCUCUGUACCAUUCUUCACAAAGCAGAGGGUGGUACUGCUGUAUGGGACACUGCUUACGAUAACACACUCCCCUAG